Molecule: messenger RNA, 1116 nt
Organism: Paraglomus brasilianum
Lineage: Eukaryota; Fungi; Glomeromycota; Glomeromycetes; Paraglomerales; Paraglomeraceae
Source: the annotation of a GenBank genome assembly
AUGUCGUCGAAGGAAAUGAGAGCACUGGAAGAAAAAGACAUAAAACCAGGUGACUAUGUGGGCACUAGAUUUAGAGGUGGUACACGACAAGGUUAUGUUCUGCGAAUAGCGACUACAAAAGAAGAAGAUCAGAAGCCAAAGGUUAUUAAGCCACCCAAAGUAAUCUUUAGGGAUCAGCAUGGACAUGUAAUAGCACAUAAUCCCAGUACAUUAUGGAAGGAUAAAACUAAAAGUAAACAAGAUAGCAAUGGCCAUAAAGGAGAACAGGAAGACGACUAUAAAAAACCAAAUAUCCAGAUGAUUCCCGUAACAAGACGCGUGCUACAAACGAAUCAGUCGGUGCGCUACUUCUCACAAAAUACAGCCCAAACUCUUUCCCAACAGAAAAUUAAACUUCCUCAGAUUCGAGAUCAGCAACUUUUGAACGCUGCAAUAACGCAUGACACUGAUGGAAAGCAAAAGGAAAGACUACAGAACAAACUCAAUUUCGGUCGUUUGGCGUUCUUGGGCGAUAGUUUAGUGGACUACCAUGUUUGCCGCCACCUCUUUACCAAAUACCCGGCGUUUUCGGCAGGUGAAUUAACAAAUAUGCGAGCGUUGCUCGUGAAUCGUCGUCAAUUGGCACGGUUUGCGCAUGAGACAGGCCUGGAUACUCUCGUAAUGUCCUCUUCCUGUAACAGGAGCACCGUAAAGGACAAUCCAAACGUUCUUGGUGAAGCAUUGGAAGCUUAUAUCGGUGCACUUUAUCUCGAUUAUGGUGAAGAAGGUGAGCGUCAGAGACCUGGUCUAGUGACUUUGUCAAAAACAGUGAGAUUAUAUCAGGAAAAAUUGUCCACACUGUUAGAAGUAACAUCAGACCGAAUGGCAAAGUUUACACAGAUGACUCAGAUACCUGCAGCAAAAUUUAGGCCAAUGUCCACAACAGUCGUAAAGGAGGAGGAGGUUACAGGAAAGGUGGCAAUGCCUACGACGACUACUGUUUUGGAAGCGGAGGGUGGUUUACCAGAAUGUUUAGGAACUAGUGACAGCAUCUCGUAUAAAGAGUACACCAAGCCAAUUAUUUACUCAAAUAAAUCGUUGAUGAAAAUAAUUCUAGAAGACAAAUACUUGUUAUAA